Messenger RNA from Leptopilina heterotoma, 930 nucleotides. RefSeq lists its product as uncharacterized. Bases 1 to 930 code for a protein of 309 amino acids. The transcript has 2 exons. Lineage: Eukaryota; Metazoa; Arthropoda; Insecta; Hymenoptera; Figitidae. The record is from RefSeq and is a predicted model, not a curated record.
AUGGACCGGAAAUAUAAUAUUUUCGCUUUAAGUGUCAUUUUACAAAAUAGAGAAUCGACUCUGCAAUGGUUGCGUGAUGUAGAACUGAUCCCGAGUGAACGCUUUUGUUCGAAGCAUAAGAAAAAUAUGACUUUAACUGAAUCAGCGUUCACUUGUGGUCAGUUCGUUUGCGAGAAAAAAGGUAAAUAUCGUCAUCGUCAUACUGUCGCAGAGAACACGUGGUUCGAACAAUGCCACAUCUCUGCGGCUUCUUGUAUGAUGGUGACGUAUUGCUUUUCGGUGAGUUUUGACUUUCAGCAAACUAUUCGUGAGAGUAGUAUUGUUGAAGGUCAAAAUAUUUCUUCUGAAACCAUUGCAGAUCGAUUCUCUUUUUGUCGGGAGGUCUGCAUGAUUGCUUUAGAUGAACACUUCCUAGAAGAGGGUCAAAUUGGAGGUGUGGGCGAAAUCGUCGAGAUCGACGAAUGCAAAAUCGGUCGUCGAAAGUUUGAGAGAGGUCGAGUAGUAGAGGGUUCAUGGAUCCUCGGAAUGAUUCACAGAGGACAUUCUUCCAACUAUCGACUGGAAAUCUGUCCCGACAACAAACGAGACAAAACUACUUUAAUCAACUUGAUUAAAAAGCACGUUGUUGUCGGAACAGAAAUCCAUACUGAUUGUUGGAAGGGCUACAUUGAUUUGGAACAAUGUGGCUACGUUCACAAAACUGUGAAUCAUUCCGAGGAAUUUCUAAACUCUACUACUGGUGCCCACACCCAAAAUAUUGAAUCCUCUUGGAGAUGGAUGAGACAAUCUCUCUCCAGAGGAGGUGUUCGCAAGCAUAAUCUUGCAGACCACCUUUAUAUGUUCAAGAGUCCCACCUCCACUCCUGUGCCGGAAGGAGAAUUAAUGGAGGAGGUGAUAGGCAUUUUGGGCGUCAACACUUGUUUUAGGUGA